Messenger RNA from Phasianus colchicus (ring-necked pheasant), 1971 nucleotides. Its product is annotated as arf-GAP with dual PH domain-containing protein 1-like. Gene Ontology annotation, biological process: positive regulation of GTPase activity. Gene Ontology annotation, cellular component: plasma membrane; cytoplasm; intracellular membrane-bounded organelle. Gene Ontology annotation, molecular function: phosphatidylinositol bisphosphate binding; phosphatidylinositol-3,4,5-trisphosphate binding; GTPase activator activity. The record is from RefSeq and is a predicted model, not a curated record. Lineage: Eukaryota; Metazoa; Chordata; Aves; Galliformes; Phasianidae.
UCUGCCCUGUGGGAGGUGUGGCGCUGUGAGGGCCGUCCCCCGGCCGCCAUUUUGUGCCUAGGCGCCUCUCUCAUAAAAACAUUAUUUCUAAGUAGUGCGUCGUUGUGCGGUGGUGUCUGUGUUGUGCUACUUAGCCCGGGGAGGUGUGCGUGAGGAUAGAUCUCAGCUCUGAGGCUGUUUCCAAGAUGCGGGAGCAGUUGUGGGGAUUGGUCCCACUGCUGGCUGGCUGGGUUGGCUUUAGCUGAACUCUUGAACCUCUCAUGACCUCCCGUCCUCGCUUUAAUGAGUGUAACUCUUGUUUAGCAGCCAGCUGACUUCAGCGGAAGCUCCACAAGUGUUGUGAAGGAAAGCGUUGGCAGAGUCAGCUCGCAGAGUGUGGCAAGAACUGCUGCCUCAUCCCAGGUCACCUUGUCUUUAUCAGCUCUCUGGCUACUGGGGUUCUUUUCCUGGCCAGUCCUCUUCCCCAGCAGAAAUGCGGAAAAACCAGUUCUGUGGUUAAUUACUGCACUUCCCUCCACGCCCAUGGGUUCGGCUGCCUCCUCCUCCUCUUUUCUCCCAGCCUGGGUGCACUUCGGCCUCUUUGCCCCAGCCUGUUCCCUGCCGGCUCAGGUGCACCAUUAGGCCUGCAUAUUCAUUCCAUUAAUCUCAGGGCUUCUCCUGCCUUCCCAUCUUGUUCCUGCAAGGCCUGCUGGUGGCUCCUUCUCCCUCAGGGUGCACUGCAAGUGCAGAAGACACAGGCACCUGCCUUGCCCAAGGGGGUGACAAUUUGACACCAUGGCUGGAGGUGAUAAGAGCAUGAAGGCCCUGAGGGAGGUGUGGAGAAGAGCAGAAAACUCAUUGUGUGCAGACUGCGGGAAGCCGGAUCCUGACUGGGCAUCCUCUACCUUGGGUGUCUUUAUAUGCCUUAGCUGCUCAGGAAUUCACCGGAACAUCCCUAGCAUCAGCAAAGUCAAAUCCCUGAAGAUGGACCACUGGGAUGAUGCUCAGGUGCAGUUUCUGGCCAAGCAUGGGAAUGCUGUGACUAAGGCCAUGUAUGAAGCUCACAUCCCUAUUUACUAUUACCAGCCAACCUACAAUGACUGCCAGGUGCUGAGAGAACAGUGGAUACGGGCCAAAUACGAACGGAAAGAGUUCACUGAGCUUGGAAAACAGCUGCUGUAUACAGAUGGGGUGAAGGAAGGCAUCCUCUGGAAGCGAGGUCGAGACAGCGGGCAGUUCCAACCCCGCAAGUUCCUGUUGUCAGAGAGGGAGGGAUGUCUAAAGUAUUUCACCAAGCAGGAUGCCAAAGAACCCAAAAUCAAUGUCAAAAUAGAUGUCAUCAAUGCUACAUUCCAACCAGAGAAGAUUGGGAACCCCAAUGGCUUGCAGAUCACCUAUCUCAAAGACAACAAGACUCGGAAUAUAUUUGUCUACCAUAAAAGUGGAAAGGAGGUAGUGGACUGGUUCAAUGCCAUUCGGUCCGUGCAGUUCCAUUAUCUGAAGGUAGCAUUUCCCAUAGCCAGCGAUAAUGAGAUUAAAAGCCGGCUGACAAGAAACUUCUUGAAGGAAGGAUACAUGGAGAAGACAGGUCCCAAGCAGAGAGAGGCUUUUAAGAAGCGUUGGUUCACACUGGAUCACCGCAGACUCAUGUACUUCAAGGACCCUUUGGAUGCAUUUGCUAAGGGUGAGGUGUUUGUGGGCAGCAGAGAGAAUGGCUAUAGCGUCCAGAAGGGAUUGCCUUCAGGGACACAAGGCAACUUCUCUUGGCCCUAUGGCAUCACCAUUGUCACACCUGACCGAGAAUACCUCUUCACGUGUGAGACAGAGGCUGACCAGCUGGACUGGAUCACAGCUUUCACAAGCAUCAUCAACCAGGCCAUGACACCACAGGAAUAUGCUAUUGAAGCCUACUUCAAGUUUAAAUCAUAGAAAGCUGGGCAGGAACCUUGCUGUAACUUAACUCCACCUGGUCCUGUUGGGUGGGCUGUCAGA